UUCAUCUCUCGACCCCUCCCUCGCUCCCUGGUAUCCAAAUCUUAGUUUCUUGUAUCAUUGCCCAGACUCUUCGGUUUCUCUCGCUGUCUUUGCGGCUCGGAAUUGAACCAGCGCGGACUCUACAGUGUAUCACGUUGCGUCUUACAAACUCGCUACUGGAUUAAGUCAGAAUUUAUUUAUUUUUUUCACUGCAUGUAUUGACGAAGACUCGAAAUCAAAGUCAGGCUGCAAUUUUCACCAGACAUCCCACCGUCUGAUCUGAAUCUGUUUCGACUGCACGAACACCGCCGCAACCGAGAGGGAGAACAAGAGUCUACAUACAGCCAAAAUGAUGUAGCCGUGUUCAGACAACACAAUCUCAUGAACCUGUUGGACAGACACAUUACCGAAGAGGUUUGUAAAGCGGAGUGGAUUGAAGCAUCACCAUGGACAAGCUGUCAAGCCUGCCUGCCUCUGCAGCCUCGGUCUCCAGUUUGACGGCACCCGGCAGCCUGAACCCGGGCGUGGGGGCCAACGUGUUCCAGCGCCGGGGGGCUCUGAAGCAGAAGAACGUGAUGGAGGUGAAGAACCACCAGUUCAUCCCUCGCUUCUUCAAGCAGCCCACUUUCUGCAGCCACUGCACUGACUUUAUAUGGGGGAUCGGAAAGCAAGGGUUCCAGUGCCAAGUCUGCAGUUUCGUGGUUCACAAGCGCUGUCAUGAGUUUGUCACAUUCACCUGUCCGGGAGCCCACAAGGGACCCAAACCAGAGGAUCUCCGCAGUAAGCACAAGUUCAAGAACCACACGUACAGCUCCCCCACGUUCUGUGAUCACUGCGGCUCCCUGCUGUAUGGACUGGUGCACCAGGGCAUGCGCUGCUCAAGCUGCGAAAUGAACGUUCACAAGCGAUGCGUGUCCAGUGUGCCAAACCUGUGUGGCCUCGAUCACACAGAGAAGAGAGGAAGAAUACACAUCACAGUGAGGGCUGAGAGUGGAGGAGAGGAACUACAUGUGACAGUGGGGGAAGCUCUCAAUCUCAUCCCUAUGGAUCCAAAUGGACUCUCAGACCCGUAUGUGAAGCUCAAGCUGGUUCCCGACCCGAAGAACCUGACCAAGAAGAAAACCAGAACCAUCCGGUCCACUCUAAACCCAGCCUGGAACCAGAGCUUCACCUUUUCCCUGAAGCCUGUGGACUGGGAUAAGCGUCUGUCGGUGGAGGUGUGGGACUGGGACCGCACCUCCCGGAAUGACUUCAUGGGGGCGCUGUCCUUCGGGGUGUCAGAGCUGCUCAAGUGGCCCGUGUGUGGGUGGUUCCGGCUGCUGAACCAGGAGGAGGGCGAGUAUUACAACGUCCCCGUCACGGAGGACCUGAGUGAGGCAGAGCUGAAGCUCAGGAUGCAGCGCUGCAGUAUCUCCCAGUCCUCUUCCCUGGUCUCCCUCACUGCAGAGAGUCAGCGCUCCAGCCUCUUUGGGACUCCCUCUGCUUUCGGGAUCGAAGAUUUCAAUUUCCUCAUGAUGCUGGGAAAGGGCAGCUUUGGGAAGGUGAUGCUGGCUGAGAGGAGGUGUGCCUCUGACGAGCUCUUCGCUGUGAAGAUCCUGAAGAAGGAUGUUAUCAUUCAGAACGAUGAUGUCGAGUGCACUCUGGUGGAGAAGAGGAUAUUGGCACUGGACGGGCGACCUCACUUCCUGACUUCACUGCACUCAACAUUCCAGACCGAGGAUCGUUUGUACUUUGUCAUGGAGUAUGUGAACGGUGGAGACCUCAUGUAUCACAUCCAGCAAGUUGGGAAAUUUAAAGAGCCGCACGCAGCGUUUUAUGCUGCUGAGAUUGCUGUUGGUUUGUUUUUCAUGCACAAUAAGGGAGUUAUCUACAGAGAUCUGAAGUUGGAUAAUGUAAUGCUGGACUCCGAGGGUCACAUUAAGAUCACCGAUUUCGGGAUGUGUAAGGAGGGGGUGUUUGAGGGGGGAAGCACUCGGACAUUCUGCGGGACCCCCGACUACAUAGCACCUGAGAUUAUUGCCUAUCAGGCCUAUGGGAAGUCAGUGGAUUGGUGGUCUUUUGGAGUUCUGUUGUAUGAGAUGCUCGCUGGACAGCCCCCCUUCGAUGGAGAGGAUGAGGAAGAGCUGUUUCAGUCCAUCAUGGAGCACAACGUCUCCUACCCCAAAUCUCUGUCCCGUGAGGCUGUGGCAAUAUGCAAAGGGCUCCUGACGAAGCACCCAGCCAAGAGGCUCGGCUCCGCCGUCGAUGGGGAGAGGGAGGUGCGGGACCACGCCUUCUUCCGCAGGAUCGACUGGGUCAAACUGGAAGCACUGGAAAUACAACCACCCUUCAGACCCAGACCAGGUGGCCGGAACGGAGAGAAUUUCGAUAAGUUCUUCACCCGAGCCCCCCCGGUUCUCACCCCCCCAGAUCGGAUGGUUCUGGCCUCGCUGGAUCAGAAUGAGUUUCGGGGGUUUAGCUUCGUGAACCCUGAGUUCCUGCACCCCUCGGAGAGAGAGAGGGAUCUAGCCGGGCUGCUGCCCUCACCCCUCAGCCCACACAACCCUAUAUCACUGGUCUGAGAGGCUGAGAGAAUAAACACAUUGUCAGACCUGUCCCCAUCGCAAUCAGGAAAAAAAAAACACAGCUCCCAGCAUGCCCCAGCACUAUCAGUAAGAGUGAGGGAUGCUGGGAGGUGUAGUUCUUGAUCCUGUGACAGUAUAAUAUGAUGAUUGAGUUUACACUUUCCCCUUCAUAGACCCCAGUGUUAGAUGUUAAAGCCAGGCUGCCCUGUAGCCAAGUUUCAAGAGCAAGGCUACAGGAAAGAGCUGCAGACAAUAAGCAGCAGAUAUUAUACCUCCCCAUUGAAACCUAUUAGCAGCAAGUACACUUUGCUCAGAGUGAAGAUCUCACACUCACAAUGUCAUGACAAGCAUUCAAAACGCUUAAACCACAACAGGAUUCAGUGCAUAGAGAUAGUACUUGAAAGCUACAUGUCGAAAAUGUCUAUUUUCUAAUAUAAAAUAAAACCACACCAGGGCAACGUCAAACCCGAUCCGGGAGAGGCAGGCAGACAGGCAGGCAGGUCCUAAUACACAGGCCAGGCCCUGCAGUUUGUAUUGAAUGUUUUGGUGCUCACUACUGUUGAUUUGUGAGUUUAGUGUUAAUGUAAGAAGAAAGAGUCUGUUCUAUUAGUUAUUAGUGUAUUUAAAAGACAGAAAUUACAAUAAAACCUGAUAUUAAGGUCACUCAGUAUAAAGGCCUCCUCAAUAUUAAUUAUUUUGUCAGCUAUAAUGGUUUUAAUAUUGAGAUUGUAUUGUAAUUCUUAAAUUGUGUUCAUUUAUUUAUUAAAUUGGGAAUAUUUAGCAACGUAUAAAAAUGAUUUUAUAUCAAUAUUACAAAUGUAUUUUGUGAACAGAAUUAUAUAUAUAUGAAACAAGGACCAGGGGUCACAAAUGGAGAUUAGAUAAAGGGGCAUUCAGAACAGAAAAUAGGAGGCACUUUUUACACAGAGAGUUAUGAGGGUCUGGAACCAACUCCCCAGUAAUGUUGUUGAAGAUGACACCCUGGGAUCCUUCAAUCCUUCAAGAAGCUGUUCUUAUAUAUAUAUAUAUAUAUAUAUAUAUAUAUAAUUUGUUAUAAUUGGUAUUUAAUUUUUUAAAACAUUUGUCCAAUUAGAUUUUAAAAACUGAAUUCAGUUAAAUUUAUGUGUUUAUAAAACUAUAAUAGUAAUAGCUGCAAAUGUAGUAUUUUUACAAGGACUUCUGUGUCUAUUAAUCAGUUUGUAGUAAAACUAAGGUUUAUUUGGGCAUAUGAAAUAACAGAAAGUGAUGAAAUAUAUAUAUGUGUGUGUGAGUGUGUGUGAUGAACUUAGAAUCUGAGAAUCAUUUAUUUAUUGAAGCGAUAAAACGUUAGCAUUUUAGAGAAAAAAAUAUAUAAUAUGCAUAUUACCAUUUUGUAUUGAAUAAAACUGUUAACUAUCUCUCUAUCUGUCCACCAUCUGUCUAUCUUUAUCUGCCUAUCUGUCCAUCUCUCUAUCUGUUUAUCUGUCUAUCUCUGUCUGUCUAUCUCUCUAUCUCUCUAUCUGUUUAUCUGUCUAUCUCUGUCUGUCUAUCUAUCCAUCUCUCUAUCUGUUUAUCUGUCUAUCUCUGUCUGUCUAUCUAUCCAUCUCUCUAUUUGUCUAUCCAUCUGUUUCUGUUUCGAUAUCUCUAUCUAUUUCUCUUAAAAAUGAAUGUUAAAAUAUCUAUAUUAUUAAUAAUAUUAGAUUUAUAUAAGGUCAUAUUCCAAGUGCUGAAUUUACAUUGAUAAUAUAGUUAGAGAAUUAGCUCUUGUGAAUUUUAUAUACAUUUGUAGAUUUUAAUAUACAUAUAUAUUUAGAAGUGUGAUAUAGAUUAUAGUAUAGAUUUUAAUGUGUGUGUAUCUAUCU
Messenger RNA from Acipenser ruthenus (sterlet), 4384 nucleotides. RefSeq names its product protein kinase C alpha type-like. Gene Ontology annotation, biological process: protein phosphorylation. The record is from RefSeq and is a predicted model, not a curated record. Gene Ontology annotation, molecular function: diacylglycerol-dependent serine/threonine kinase activity; zinc ion binding; ATP binding. The transcript is spliced from 17 exons. The coding region runs from base 426 to 2540 and encodes 704 amino acids. NCBI's taxonomy places the organism in Eukaryota, Metazoa, Chordata, Actinopteri, Acipenseriformes, Acipenseridae.